Molecule: messenger RNA, 8121 nt
Organism: Leucoraja erinaceus (little skate)
Lineage: Eukaryota; Metazoa; Chordata; Chondrichthyes; Rajiformes; Rajidae
Exons: 7
Coding region: 1-5451 (1816 amino acids)
Biological process (GO): DNA integration
Molecular function (GO): nucleic acid binding; RNA-DNA hybrid ribonuclease activity
Source: RefSeq, a predicted model, not a curated record
AUGAAAACUGAAAUACUGCUGGUGCCUCGUUUGGGCAGUGAACUUUAUCACGACCGUCCCUUCCCCAGCCCGGAGUGUGGAGAGCAAUUUGCCAUGGCCUCCCAUGCCCUAUCUCACCAGUGCGUGUACUGCGGUGAGGCAUUUGACAGCUCGUGGGGGUUGCGGCAGCACUGGUGUGCCCACGCCGGUGAGCGGCUGCUCCCACUGCAGCAAAAGCGCUCGGGGGCUGUCGAAUUCAACAUGCAGAAAGCUUCAAAGGUGAAGGCAAAGCGACCCACUGGUGAAACCUUGGAAGACCGCGGGAGUGCGGGUAGCGGGUGCCCACCUAUUUCACCUGUACCGUCGUUAGCAGGAGGGCUAGCGACUGCAGACACGUUGCCUUUGAGCAUCAUCACUUCUAAGUCUGCUAGGCCCAUAGACUCGAAAUCGAGCCAGGAGGAUUCUCCUCCGCAAAGGGAGACCGUUUUUACAUGGUUAUCCCAAAUAGAGCUCCUGAUGGAGAGGAUGCUCGAAAAGGAUACACUCCAUGAGGAGGAGUGGUGUCCAUGCUGGGCUGUUGGAGAGUCUGUGCCCGCAGCGCCUGGAAUAGGGCUGCUUAAUCGCUCCCUCAUGGAGGAGGAGAGUUUGACGGGUCAGGGAUACACUGAUGCCGAGUCAGUGGGUGAGCAGAGCCCAAGGGGUGAAGGGCAUGAGAUUGGAAUACCAAAUCUGGCAGUAAAAUUUGCUAUCCCCAGAGAGGCAGGGGAGCCAUUGGGUGAGGAGUUAGCCACAAGGAUUAACUAUUUACUCUCCCAUCAGCUCCAAGAGCUGACAAUGGAUGAUACCGCUAAGAGAUAUGAAACCCUGGUUAAUUGUGGCUUACUGAAAGUACCGGUGGUUAACCAUGUCAUAUGGGGCCAAAUGGGAAUUGGUGUUCGGGCACAAGAGGUAAAACUCCAGUGGGUGCUGAAGUUGCUUGCUGCAGGCAUUAUUGCGUUCGCCAGAACGGUGGACGAUGGGCCCCUGUCUGAAGCACAACAGGAUGCCUUAGGCCUUCUGUGCAGUGCACAUUUUGAAGUGAACUGUCUGAGGAAAAGUGCCAUUCACCCUAAAUUUGCAGCGCUGUGCAAGCCCAGCAAUGUUCAACUGCCAAAUCUGCUGUUUGGGGAGGACCUCGCAAAGCGAGUAAAGGAGCUGGAUGAUGAGGCUAAAACAGUGGGGUUAAUCAAAGCGCCGAUGGGCGGCAAAAUGGUUCGGAGGCAGUUCCCCUACCGACGGGGUGCAAUGACCGGGGCUGGGGAAGGAACAAGCCGUUUAUUCCCGAAUAUGCGCAGCUGGCGCUCUGCUCCAGGCACACGGGCAAACAUGAACUUUCCCACGAGGAGCUGGGGGCAACAAGUUCCACCGGUAACCAUGCAGCAUGAUCCAAGGCGGACACUCAGUUUCUCACACGAAGAGAAUAUGGAGGUACAGGCAGCUGCCGGAGUGGCCGUUGUAGCAGGAGGGCCCCCUGCGACCAUCCAGGUGUAUGCUCCGUGGAAACCAAACGAUAUGUUGAUAAUCCUGAAUGGGGCACCAGACAAAGUCAAGUGCCCAGGACGAUUUGUCGAGUUCAUCGGCAACAUGUUGGACGCCUACCAAGCCGUCUCUUUAGACGCCUGUAGUCUGGUCAGACAAUCCCUUAAUCGAAUGCAGUGGGGCAAGUUCCUCGCCCAGCUGGGGUACAAUAACCACGCUGCUAUGGAAGCCGUGCACCCGGGAGUUGCCGGAGAUGAACAGCGGAAGACCCUACUCCUGGCGGCCCUCGAAGCGACCCUGAGAAAACCUAUUGACUUGCCCAAGGUACUGGAUCAGAAACCCAAGCGAAAUGAGGACCCCGAGGACUUCUUGGAAAGAUUUAAAGAUGUGUAUGGCUCGCAUGCUGGGGACCAGAACUUUAACACCGGUCAGCAAUCUCCCCAGUUCUGUGCUACACUAAUGCUCUGCUUGCCCGACGGCGUCGGUACCAGCGUUAAGACUAAUAAUCUAAAUUGGACCGGCAUGACCACCCCUGAUAUGUGCCGCGCCGUAUGUGCAUUAUGGAAGAGAGGAAAAGCUGGGGAUCCACCAGCAAAGGUAAAGACGGAAUAUGUUAUCACCCGAGAGCAGCCGCCAAAACCCAAAGGACCUCCGCACGCGGAGACUCGAGGAUACCAGAAGGAGCACCAGUCCUGCGUUCCGGCAAAGGUCACGUACGCCGAGAUUGUCCAAGCGAUAAUCAGCAAGGAGAAAGACGAGGAAGUGAGAGAGGACACCCAAACCAGGGACAAUACGGACAACCUGAACAGCAAGGCCAACAAGGACCCCGAGGAGGGUACCCAGCAAUUCUUUGGGCCCCAUGAGGGCAGUCAGUGGACCAUCACCGAGUUGGCUACCGUAACCGGUCGGGAAGGAGAAGCGUUGGCCGUGUCGAUAUCUAUGUCCAACUGGAGGCAAAGUCCUGGCAUCGCACCUCAUCUUACGCUAAAAGUAUACUUUCCAUAUACCGCCAAAGACCUCGGACCAAUGGUUUUUCAGGCCUUGAAGGGAUCAGAUGAAAAUACCCAAGGCCCCCAGCAAGUUACCUCCGAUCUGUCCAUUACCUAUUCACCCACCCGACCUACUCAGGAGGGUACCUUGAGACACCAUAAGGGCCGAGAUAUUGUGGAAUUUACUGAUCCGGAAGUAUGGGCGGAUGAUCAGACUCAAGUAGGACUUACAAAUGUUGAACCAGUCCUAGUGAAGGUCAAGCCCGGUGUAGCCAUGCCAUCUAUACAACAAUAUCCCUUGAAAGUCCAGGCCGUACCCUGUAUCGACGUGUUACUCAAAGGACUAUUGAAGCAAGGUAUCUUGAUCACCUGCCAGUCCUGCUGCAACACACCAAUUCUCGCAGUCCCAAAACCAGGAAAACCGAAUCAGUAUCGUCUAGUCCAGGACCUGCGGGCCAUCAAUGCCAUAGUACAACCAUUACAUGCUCUUGUUCCUAACCCAGCACAUAUUCUUGCUACCAUCCCGGCUAAAGCAACAGUCUUUGGAUCGGUGGAUCUCCAACAUGCCUUUUUCUCGAUUCCUUUACAUCCGGACUGUCAGUACCUGUUUGCAUUCACCUAUAAUGGACAACAGUACACAUGGACCAGAUUGCCACAGGGCUUUGUAAACUCACCGACCCUAUUUUCUCGUUGUCUGCAGCAGCAAUUACAAAACCUGCAGUUACCUGAGGGGUCUGCAUUGAUCCAGUACGUCGAUGACCUUUUAGUGGCCAGUGAAACGGAGGAGCAGAAUAGGGAAGCUAUAAUUUUGUUGUUGAACUUUGUAAAGACAUUGGGGUACGUUGUGUCCCCCUCCAAAGUACAUGUUGGACAAAAGGAGGUGAAAUUCCUCGGAGUCAUAAUCUCGGCAGAAGGCCGUCGGUUGGACGAGAGCCGCACAGACCCCAUUUACAGAACAGCCCCCCCCACGUCAGCCAGGGGAAUGCGACAGUGGCUGGGAAUGAUCAACUACUGCCGUCAGUGGAUUCCGAAUGUGGCCCUGGACAUAAAGCACCUGACCCCUUACACCAGUGAGGAAAGUACCUUUGUAUUGUCAGGUGAAGCCUUGACAGCGUUCAAUAAUCUAAGAGAGGCCCUGCAGAAGGCUCCUGCGCUGGGGCGACCCCUGUAUGAUAGACCUUUUCAGCUCUAUUGUACCGUCCUGGGUGAAUGUGCCACUGCGGUUUUGACCCAGCUGCAUGGGGAUAAGCACCGACCAGUGGCGUAUUAUUCAUCCAAGUUGGACCCUGUGGCACUGGGGUAUCCCCAUUGUACACAGGUUUUAACAGCGGUAUACAAUAGUCUUCAGUCGGCCGCCAACCUGACUCUCCAGCAGGACAUUACCGUAUAUUCCUCCCACUCUGUGACCGCCCUACUGGGACAACUCCAGACCCAGCAUUUGACCUCAGCCAGACAAAAUAAAUAUGAGAUCUACCUGUUGAAUAAUCCCAAGCUACAGUUCCGGCACUGCACCACUAUCAACCCUGCUGCGUUUCUCUGCUCUCCUCCUGAUCUCCUCGCUCCAUGCGACCAUAACUGCUUGGAGGCUAUUCUCGCGGAUACCAGUCCGUGCCCUGACCUUAGCGAUCAACCUCUAGCCUCUCCAGAUUUGAUCCUCUAUACUGAUGGAAGUUCGUCCAUCAACGAGCAGGGACGCCGACUGUCAGGCUUUGCGGUAGUUAAGCAAGAUGGAACCUUGCUGGAUUGUGGCAGUUUUGACCCUCCGUUUUCAGCUCAGCAGGCCGAGUUGUUUGCCCUCACCCGAGCCUGUGUCCUCACAGAGGGGCACUCCGUCAAUAUUUACACCGACUCCCGAUACGCAUUUGGAGUCGUUCACGAUUUCGGACAGUUAUGGAAAAACAGGGGAUUCCUCACCUCGACGGGCCAUAAGAUUGCCAAUCAGAUCCUGGUCUCUGACCUGUUGAAUGCUAUCCUCCUGCCCUCUGCGGUAGCCGUAAUCAAAUGUGCGGCCCACACGACAGGAGAUUCCCCAGUCCAAAUCGGUAACAUGUUGGCUGACGAUGCGGCUAAGUGUGCUUCACGCGGUAGAUUUAAAGUGGUGGGUAGUAUGAUGAGGCAGGUGAAAAGCCUUUAUAUGGGCUCGUCUGAAUCUGAGAAACCUAUGCCAACCAUAAAUGAUGUAUUGCUCUUACAGGGGGACGCCUCUGCUAAUGUUAUAAUGGAAUGGGAACAGCUGGGCUGUCGGAAGGCUGACUCUGGAUUGUGGCUCACGCCGGCCGGACAGACCUGUAUGACAGACCAGUUAGCGACCUGGGUCGUUGAUUGCCCACAGUUAGCCACUCACUGUGGGGCCACCUUGCUAGUAGACGCUCUCUUACAGGCAUGGUGGCAUCCUCGACUUAAGGUUUUGGCAGCCCAAACUAGUGCACGGUGCCUCACCUGUGCUACACACAACCCUGGUAAAGGAGUUGUCUGCCAGACGGGUCGUACUCCAUUACCUACUGCUCCGUUUGAAACCUUGCAGAUGGAUUUUAUUGAUUUGCCUAAGUGUCAGUGUUAUAAACAUGUACUUGUUAUUGUUGAUGUGUUUUCUAGGUGGAUUGAAGCCUUUCCAACCACUGAUUGCACUGCCUCUACGGUGGUGUCUAUUUUAUUACGGCAGGUUGUUCCUCGUUUCGGGGUUCCAAACACCAUCAGUUCGGAUAACGGCCCUCACUUCAUUGCCGCUAUCAAUAAAGAAUUGUACAGACAGCUGGGCGUAACCCAGCGGCUACAUUGUGCUUAUCGCCCACAAGCUGCAGGAAUGGUGGAACGCUUGAACCAGACCCUGAAGACCAAGCUUGCCAAGCUGGUGGACCAAUCAGGCUCCACCUGGGUUAAAAUGUUGCCUGUUGCUUUGUUCCAGAUCAGAGUCCUUCCAGCAGGGAAGACAAAGUUGUCUCCUGCAGAGAUCAUCUAUGGCUGACCUCUGCGCACCCCUUGGACAGACAUUAUCCCGGCCACAAUGACGUUGCAUCACAUGACGGAGGAGAUGGUCUCUUACGUCCUUGCCCUUACAAGGGCCCUGCGUGAGAUUCAUGGGGAGGUCAAGGCCGCUUAUGUGGGCGACAUAGAUUUUCCCGUUAAUGGACGGAUCACCCCGGGUUCUUAUGUGUUGAUUAAGAAUUGGGUUCGUAAGGACACCCUUUCUCCUCGAUGGUUGGGCCCCUUCCAGGUUCUCCUCACCACCCCCACCGCGGUAAAGGUAGAAGGACGAUCGGCAUGGGUGCAUCUGCACCAUUGCAAAGUGGUUGGUGACACCAAGCAAAGGGGGGAGGUUGAGGUCAGGGAGGGGGAUCCAGUCCACGGAAAGCAGGGCACGAAUUAAUUUUGCCAUGAAAUUGCACGUUCUUUUUUUCCCUCCCUUGUCUUCACAGAUACGAAAUAAAUCGCUGAGAUGAGGGUCUUCGUGGCAUUAAUAUGUGUGGCGACCACUGCAGGGUUAAUCGGUUUCGGCUGGAAAUGGACAAAGACUGAAUACGGACGGAACAAACGAGGAAAGAGAGGGGAACGAGAAAACUCCAAUUUAUUCAUCCAGGCACACAACGAGCUAUUCGGGAAGGGGCAGGUGGUUUGUUAUCCACAAAUGACAUCAGUUACCUCCCUGUUUACCCCAUCCCCUGCAUGGGGCAGAACUGAACGACUGGUGAAGUGCCAGGAAAAAAAAACGGUCCCUGUUAAACCCGUCAGCAUCAACUAUGAUAGGCUUCUCGCUCCACCGGCCAACUGCUUACCGCUCCCUAAGAACAAUAACCACUCCUACGACAUUUGCUACAAUGGAUCUAGGACUGCGUCAAGAGCGCCGGCUAGGCCAUGUAACUUCACCACCAAUAAUGACAACAGGCAAUAUGAAAAUUGUUUUAGUAACCAAGGACACGGGUGUAUAGUCAUAAAUGUUAAAAAUAACCUCACUUGCGCUCUGCAAGGGCCCGUUCACGGCUCCACAUGUAACCUUACCUAUAAUGGAGUCCAAUGUCAGGUGUCUAAGGACUGUAUCCCUGUAAAUGCUGGAUUUCAGUUGUUGUGUGGAUGGGCCAACGGGACCCAUCUGACAGUAGGAUCCCAUCACCUGCCAAUCCCCAGUUAUAGCAAUGGGAUCAGUGAAGCGUGGAGGGACUGGUCUGGAGGGGGAGAAGUCAUUAAUACCCGAAGGGGCUGUAAUGGAUAAUUAUAUACGGAGGAAGGAUAUUACUUUUUCUUUAAUGGGAAAGGAACCAAUGUCCUAAAACCCCCUUUCCCCAAGAAUGUGGCAGUUGGAGCAUUGGUGCCAACCACGGUACCUUGUCCCGAGCAAUGGACUAAACCCAUGGCUCGGGUUCGUCGAAGGACAGUGUCAGCCGAGUUUUGCGCGCAAUGGAGAAAUCCAGGGGUUAGGGGAGCUACCCACGGACAUGCCAUUGGAUGGGGAUUAUUAAGCAUGCUAACCAUGGGAGGAGUGGGUGGAGGUGAAGCAGCCAAAAACCGAAAUUACCUUGUUUGUGGCCUGACAAUUCUGGGCAAUGCAACAACUGGAGCCUUGGAGGCAGUAAAAACCCAGAUGGCCGAAAUGAGGAUGUUUUCCCUACAAAAUAGAUAUGCGCUCGAUUACUUAUUGGCUAGAGAAGGGGGGACCUGUACCGUCAUAAAAGGGAAAUGUAUGAUGGGGGUUCAAGACCGGACUAGCAACAUCACACAACACCAGAAAGAGAUUACCACCUUUUUGGAUGGAAUAAAUGAAAACCAGGGAUGGGGGAAUUGGGGAUUAGGGGGAGUAUACAACUGGAUCAUCAGCAUUGCCAUCUAUGCUGCUAUAGUAGUUACUUGCUUAUUUGUGGGGAUUGCUAUUGUAAAGUGUAUCAUAGCCCGAUUAAUGGUGGCUUUAUCGGGUUUGGGGACCACCCCCGAGGAAACUAAAACUUCUGUACGAAUGAUGAUGUUACAGCGUGAGCAGGAGAGACUGUUAUCAUUCCCCAACGACAGCGAAAACGAUGAAGUGAGUGAGGAAGGAGAAUUAGGGGACAAAGGUCAGACGGUCCAAGAAGCCUUGGCCAGGGAACUAAAAGGUUACGAGAUUCGGCGAAUGGGACUUUUAAAUGGACUAUGAGUGUUGCCAUAAGAAUGGCAAAAGGGGGGAAUGAUGAAUAGAAAUUCUGAAUCAAUGUUAUAAGAUUGUUCUGAAAGACAAAAUGGUUGGCCAGGUAGACUGAAACAAAGGACAUAAGAUGGCUGCUGACCAGACUUGCUGGAACCGGCUGUUAGAAUGGAUACACAAUGUCUUGCAGUUACUGUGUAGUCAUGAAUAAAGGAUCACAGGCCCAGUCUGACAAGAUUGAGGAAUACACAACCUCCCCCCCUAGCCAGGAAGACUGAGGAAUGUACUGGUCUGAGAUUAUGUGUGGUUCCUCUUUCAUCCCCUUAUAUGUACAUACUUGGUUUCCUGUAUUCUUCGUACGUGUUGGUUCUUUGAUCGGGGGGAAUGUGGGAGGUGCUAAACGGUGGCAUUAACAUAUAAAGAGCCUUGCAAUUAAGAGCAGGCAGCUUGACUCUUUGCCAGGUUGUAACCUGUGUGGAGACUCCUGCUCAAUAAAACGUACGUUUUAAAGCAACCCUGGUGCCU